Messenger RNA from Zingiber officinale, 369 nucleotides. Its product is annotated as classical arabinogalactan protein 9-like. The coding region runs from base 1 to 369 and encodes 122 amino acids. The transcript has a single exon. The record is from RefSeq and is a predicted model, not a curated record. Lineage: Eukaryota; Viridiplantae; Streptophyta; Magnoliopsida; Zingiberales; Zingiberaceae.
AUGGCUAGCGAGGUCACCUCUACCUGCCCUCUCCACCAUCUCCUCCGUUCUCUGACGCUGAUGCUGUUGAGGAGCUUUGCCUCCACCUCUAGUAACAUCGUUGUCGCCUCCGGCGGCCGCCGGCGCUGUCCCCAGCAUCCGCCGGCGCUGUCCCCAGCAUCCGCUGGCACCUCCUGCCGUCGAGGAGCUCUGCCUCCGCCUCCAGUAGUGUCGCUGCCGCCUCUGGUGGCCGCCGACACCACCUACAACGCCCGCCAGCACCUCCCACAACCACCGCCGCCCCCAGCGGCCACUGCAAUGACCUCCGACAGCUGCCAUCUCGCCGCCUUCAGCGGCAGUCUCCACGCGCCGCCGCCACCCUCCGCAUAA